UUGUUACGCCGCUUGCUGCCGGGGAAACGGGAGAUAUUAGUGCGAAAUUGUGCCGGCGUCGAGAAACUCCCGCCAUUUCGACAAGGAACCAACCUCUUACAGACAUUAUUUUAAACAACAUUUUUUUGUUUUCUCUCAUAGAACGACCAGUAGAUAAGUAGAAGAAAGACCCGAGACCACCUCGGCUUCCUACGGUCGAGUAAACGAGUGAAUUGUUCUUCGCGCCAGAUCUCCCGCUGCUCCGGACUGUGAGCUCUGGCCGCGAAUUGGACUCGGGGCUUGGAUUGCCUCCUGACAGCUCAACCGGGAAGGAAUAAGUUCGCCAAAUACUUGAACACAAGAAUAAAAACCGUCUGUUUAUCCGGGACCUUGCUUGGAAUAGCUAUGGCGUCACUGCUAAAGCACAGAAGAGGAUUUCGAUGAGGAGGCGAGGACGGCACACUGUUUUGUUUUGCAACGGCAGAGCAAUCCGGGCCGCUAUCUAGCCGGCUAGCUGCUACACGUUGACUUCUUCCUGGCCUACCGGUGAAAACUUGAUACAUGCUAUCAGGCGAGAUACAGGCAAAGGUCAUAUUUUACAUCCGAGUGUUAAAGUGAUUAUUUCGUUGCACAGUAGCCAUUUGAUUUACAAUGGCGCCUCUUUUGGGCCGGAAGCCUUACCCAUUAGCUAAGCCGUUAGCCGAGCCGCUAGGCCCAGGAGAGGAGAUCUACAUCGUCGAGCACACCAAGGAGGCCUUCAGGAACAAAGAUGAAUAUGAGGCCCGCUUGAGGAGGUAUGAAGAGCGCAUCUGGACGUGCAAAAGUACUGGAAGCAUUCAGCUGACACACAAAGAAGCAUGGGAAGAGGAACAGGAAGUCACAGAAUUGCUUCAGGAAGAAUAUCCUCACUGGUUUGAGAAACCUAUCCUGGAGAUGGUUCACCACAACACGGUGUCUUUGGACAAACUAGUUGAAAUGGCCUGGGUAGAAAUUCUCACGAAGUAUGCUGUUGGGGAAGAGUGUGACUUCACGGUGAGCCAAGACAAAAGUUUACGAGCGAAGGUGGCAAAGAUUCAUCCCCUUGAACACCCUGAAGGUGAAGCUGGAGAGAAGAAGCUUGAAGGUGCCUGUGAUUCUCCCUCCAGUGACAAAGAGAAUACCAGUCAAGAGAACCAGAGGAAGGAACCAACCCGUAGAGUGGAGGAGAGUAGGAGAGAGACCCUCUGUGAGAGAGCACGGCGUUCACCAAGAAAACUUCCCACUGCCAUGAAGGAAGAAAAGAAGAGGUGGGCAAUUCCCAAAUUCCUUCCUCAUAAAUAUGACGUCAAGCUCGUCAGUGAGGACAAGGUAAUUAGUGAUGUGCCAGCAGAUAGUCUUUUCAGAACAGAGCGCCCACCAACCAAAGAGAUCAUCCGUUACUUCAUCAGACACUAUGCACAGAGGCUCGGCAUGGGGGAGAGCGCACCCUGGGUGGUUGAAGAUGAAUUAGUGAAAAAGUUUAAUCUGCCCAGUAAAUUCAGUGACUUUCUUCUCGACCCACACAAGUUUUUAGCUGAGAAUCCUUCUGCCAAGCGCAAGAGCUUGACUUCUCCUGAAGGUAAACCUAAAAAGAGGCCAAAGACACCUGGCACACCAGGAGAGCACUUGGGAAAUGAAAAAGGGGAGAAGAAAAGAAAAAACAAGAAAGAUGCUCUCGUCAAGGCCCUUAGUCCCACCAUCUGGGGUCAUGUGCAGAAAAUAAAAAUGAAUGGUUCACCAUUAAAAGUAAAGAACUCUGGAUCACCCAAGAAAGGUCUUUCCGGCCCAAAAUCUGUUAAAAAAUCUGGAGACAAGAAGGAUGGGAAGAAACCCGGAAAGGGCGGUGAUAAGAAUAUUCUCAAAGCUUCUCGAAAAGAUGCAAAAGCAAGUGCCAAGACACCAAAGAUGAAGCAGAUGACCCUGCUGCAUCUAACUAAGAGCCCUGCUGCAGGCAGCCCCAAAAAACGCGCCCGGAGUAGUAGCACUGGCACUCCCAAACUAGGGAAGCCAUUACAUCCAAUGGCUCUCCACCUUCUUCGUUACUAUAAGGAGAACAAGGGCAAAGAGGACAAAAAGAGUGUUCUGUCGGCCCUCAUCUCAAAGGCUGCAAAGGCCCUGUCACCAGAUGACCGUGGCAGACUACCCGAUGAGCUGAGAGAGCUGGUUGAGAAACGCUGGGAGAGACUGGAGCAAAAGAAACGCUGGGCAGCCAUGAGUGAAGAGGAAAAGCAAGAAGAAAUGAAGAGAAGACGCAAGGAUCUCAAAGAGAAACUUCGGGAAAAAGCCAAGGAACGUCGCGAGAAGGAGAUGCUACUCCGUCUUGAACAGUCUCGUCGAUACGAGGACCGGGAAAUCAAAGGUGGCAAGACGCUGCCGACAUUUAAGCUUGUUGACAUGCCCGAGGGGCUGCCGAACACCCUUUUUGGGGACGUUGCCAUGGUUGUGGAAUUCCUUCACUGCUACGCCGGCCUGCUUAUGCCAGAUGACAAGUACCCCAUCACAUCGACGGCUCUGAUGGACUCGUUGGUCGGACUACGCUCUGGUUUCCACUACCUGAACCGUGUGCUGGUGGUGCUGCUACAGACGCUGCUGCAAGACGAGCUUGCGGAGGGCUACAGUGAGCUUGAUAUCCCUUUAUCGGAGAUACCCCUGACCUUGCACUCUGUAUCAGAGCUGGCGAGGCUGUGUUUGCGUCCUUUUGACGCACAAAGUGAAGAGAGUGGUCAGGAGUCCGUGGAUCUGGCCUUGAGUGGCUUUGAUGAUGUGGUCACUAGCGAGUUUCUCGAGAAGCUCGAAACUGUCGAGGUGUUUGAGCUCGACCCGGAAGAAAAAGUCAGCCUGCUGGUGGCACUGUGCCACCGCAUUCUCAUGACAUACUCGGUGGAAGAUCAUGUUGACGGCAUGCAGCAACGGACCGCUGAACUGUGGAAGGAGCGCGUGGCAAUGCUGAAAGAGGUCAAUCGUAAGAAGGCUGAGAAGAAGAAGCAAAAAGAGGUUGAAGGCAAAGAUGAUAGGAAAAAAAAGGAUGAUCCAAAGAAGGAGUUCAAGAAAGAAGUCAAAGUUGAGCUGGUGGACAUGAUCAGCUCAGUCAAGAGCAGGCAGCUGAUGAGCAUGCAGGCCAAGAGAGAAAGAGAGGAGAUGGACAAACAGAAUAAAGAACGCAUGGAAGAGGCGGCCGAAGAAGAGAGACUACGCAGACAAAGAGCGACCGCGGAAAAGAACUUUCAGGAGGGUAUUACAAAGGCCAAACUGGUCCUGCGUAGAACUCCGCUGGGUACAGACAGAAAUCAUAACAGAUACUGGUUUUUCUCCGACGUGGUUCCUGGAUUGUACAUUGAGAAAGGCUGGGUCCAUGACAGCAUAGACUAUAGCUUCACACCUCCUCCUGAGGAAAAAACAACUGAGCCUGAUGUGGACGAUGAAGACGAUGAGGCUGAUGAUAGCGGAAGUAUCGAUGGCACCAAAAAUGACGAAGUCCAGCUGGGGGCACCAACAGACGUCUGUAUAGAAACUACAGUUCCUAAGCAGGGACAGAAUCUCUGGUUUAUAUGCGACAGUCCUGCUGAACUGGAAGAGUUGGUGGACAGUCUUCAUCCUCAUGGAGUUCGAGAGAGUGAGCUGAAGGCAAAGAUAGAAAGCAGGUAUCAGGACAUCAUACACUCCAUCAAUCUGAGCCGAAAGGACAAAGUGGGCCUUGAUGUCCCUGAUGAGGACACAGAGCUGCUGAAAUUUUUGCGCAGUGAUAUUCAGGAGAUGGCCUCACGUCUCCUGAAAGGUGGCUUGGGAUACUUUGACGAUGACAAAGACAUAGAAGAUCAGCUUGAAAAAAUGGACAACUUGAAAGAUUUAGGAGAGUCCAUCAUCACCAUUCAGGCAUGUGUGAUCAAGAAGUUCUUGCAAGGAUUCAUGGCCCCCAAGCAGAAAAUGAAGAAAAAGCAAGGCGGGGAAGAAAACAAAGCCGAAGAGAUGGAUGAGGAAAAGAAACUGGCAGAGGAGGCGAAGGUGGCAACAGCACUAGAGAAGUGGAGGACAGCCAUCCGUGAGGCCCAAACCUUCUCCCGCAUGCAUGUGUUGCUGGGGAUGUUGGAUGCCUGCAUAAAGUGGGACAUGUCUGCCGAGAAUGCUCGUUGCAAAGUUUGUCGGAAAAAAGGUGAUGACGAGAAACUCAUCCUCUGUGACGAAUGCAACAAGGCCUUCCAUCUUUUCUGCCUGAGACCGGUGCUGCACCGCAUUCCCGAAGGCGAGUGGUUGUGCACGGCCUGCCAGCCUGCAGUGGCCAGACGGGGCACACGCUCAAGGAACUACAAACAAGACAGCGAUGAAGAAGAUGAGGAGGAGUCCGAAGAGCAAGACUCUGACGAGGACGAAGAUGAUGAAGAAGAAUCUGAAUACAAGGCCAUGGGCCACAGCUUGAGGCCAAGAAAGAAGAGUAAACAGUCUUCAGCCAGGCAGAAAAGUAAACCAAAAAAGAAGUUGUCCUCGACUAGUCAGAGCAGCAAGCACAGAACUGGCCUCAGCAGCCCUGCAGACAUCGAUGAACUGGUGCGCCAGAGCUCCCAGUCAGGAGUGCGCAGACAAGCACUGGAGCUGGAGAAGUGUGAGGAAAUCCUUAAAAAACUGACUAAGUUCCGAUACAGCUGGCCUUUUAGAGAACCCGUGUCUACUGAGGAAGCAGAGGACUAUCUGGAUGUCAUUUCACAGCCCAUGGAUUUCCAGACCAUGCAGAGCAAGUUUGGCCAAGGCUCGUAUCGCCACGGCCACGACUUCAUGGAAGACAUCAAGCUGGUCUUCUCCAACGCGGAGGAGUACAAUGAGCAGGGCAGCACCGUGCUCUCCUGCAUGACUAAGACAGAGACGGCCUUCACGGAGCUGCUCCAGAAGCUGCUACCCGGCCUCAAUUACCUCCGACGACACUCACGCAAGCGCGUCACUCGCGCUCGUGUGUCGUCAGAAGAGGAGGACGAAGGGGAGGAGGAGGAAGAGGAAGAAGAAGACAAGGAAGAGGAGGAUCGGCCACUGCCGCAGAAAUUGAUUGAGAAUGGCAAGUCAAAUGCCAAGAGAAGCAGAAACAGACGGGGAAUACAGGAUGAGAAUGAGGAGGAAGAGGAGGACAGCGGCAAGAGGAGGAGUAAGAGGACCGCUUCCAAAUCAUCCGGGAAAGAUUACAGGGAGCAGGAUUGUGAGGGUGAGCGAGACACUCGCAGAACUCGUCCGCGCAGAGGCCGGUCUGAGGCCGACAGGGAGAGCACCGAUGAUGAAGGGACAGGCCGGCAGCGACAUUCCAAGAGACAGAAACACUCGUGAAGCCCCCAGGGAGCUUUUGGUUUUUCUUCAUCCUUUUUUGAGUUCUUCUUUCAAGACCAAGUGAUCAGACUCCUUUCCAUCAGCCAGCAGGGAAUCAAACCUCACAAUGACUCUUAUUUUUAUUUUUUUCAAAAAAAGGAUUUCUAUUUUUGACAAUUAUGACAUUAUUGGGGGGGGGGGGUUCCCCAUUUGAAAACCAAUGACAUUUAGAGAGGUCCUCACCGCUCUUCAUUUUAUCAUUAAUUUUUGUUUAACACGUUUCUCAAAUUCUGCUGGGAUGGAAUCGGCCCGACUUGAUGUGCAUGGAAGAAAAGCACACUCCCAUUUCUCACUUGCUUUGAGGAUUUAGAAAAUGUUCCGGUGUCACAGCAGUGUACCAAUUGUUUUCCUCGUUGCGGGGGGUAAAAGUAACGAGCCAGUUUUCCUAUGCACAUCAUGAUCACUUUGAAUAAUAUACAAUGACAACAUUUUAAGUAUCUCUGCAGGAGGCCUCAGUCAAAUGCUAUUUUUGUACAUUAAACUUGCUUUCGUCAUUUCUCAAACACUUUGGUCACAUGCUGUGUUGUAUUUUACUGCCCUAAUUUAAGUUUGGAACCAGCAAGCGGACCCAACAAGUGUCAUCAUUUUGCUCUUGUGUUCUAUAGUGGCCUGCCACUUUAAACAAAACGGUACCUCAAGGUUCUGUCAAGUGCACUACUUUGUGUAAAAUGUACCAAACAAGCCAGCAGCUGCAGGACCACUUUGCGAAAGUAAUGUGCAUAAACAUUUGUAAAAUGACAAAUAUGCUUCUCAAUAUGGGUAUUUUUGAAGAGUUAAUAUUUUUUGCACAUUUCAUUUGGAUUUUGUAAGUCACAUCUGCAUAAAUGAUUAAUCAGGACUCUUCUGCUUGUGCAGAGAAUGUGUUUCGUAGUAUUAUUGUUUUGGGGUUGUUUUUUUUUUACUCGUCUGUCUCGACAGAAACGGCAGAUUUAGUCGUGCGCUUUUGUAAAGAACACAACAACAAUUUACAAUCACAAAGCAGGUACUCAGUGUAGUACCCUCACUGAGUCACUAGGUGGCACUGCGCGUUUUCCAUCAGAGUUCAGUGACAGCUCUUCGCAAACAUGUGCAGCCACUCUUUAUUCUUACAGUAUCAUACAGGGAAGGAAAAAUGUCUUUGACACAUGACUUGAAUAUUCUCCCUCGUAGACGACCAACCAAGAUGUUGGCCGUUAGCCCAUCCCGUGUCCAUCCUGUGAUGCAUUUCCUUUGUAGUGUUCUUUUCUCCUGCCUUAAUGUUUCUGCUUUAUUCCACUUCUACAACCAGUGAGUGAAAUUUGAGAGACCUGACUGUCUUUUACACACCCCUUUUAUAUGUAUAUUUAUAGUCUAGUCAGGUGUAAGGAGUACGUGCGUGUAAAGGUUUCCAAUAAAGGCUAUUCGCAAGA
Hippocampus zosterae (dwarf seahorse) is the source of this 6728-nucleotide messenger RNA. It is a transcript of the gene baz1b, whose product is annotated as bromodomain adjacent to zinc finger domain, 1B. Bases 631 to 5301 code for a protein of 1556 amino acids. Gene Ontology annotation, molecular function: protein binding; histone H2AXY142 kinase activity. The record is from RefSeq and is a predicted model, not a curated record. The transcript has 21 exons. Gene Ontology annotation, cellular component: WICH complex. NCBI's taxonomy places the organism in Eukaryota, Metazoa, Chordata, Actinopteri, Syngnathiformes, Syngnathidae. Gene Ontology annotation, biological process: chromatin remodeling.